AGAGUCUAAUAAAUAAGAAUGUCAUUGGCCUUAUGGGGCUUUUGGAAACAAAAAUAAAAGAUCCUAAAUAUAUGGAGGUAGAGAAAAAACUAUUUAGUGGGUGGGGCACCUACAUCAAUAAUAACAAUCAUCCAAAUGGGAGGAUUUGGGUUGUUUGGAAAAGGCAGAAUUACGAUGUAAGGGUAAUGGACUCAACAGAUCAGACCGUGCAUUGUUCUGUUAUGAAUAGGGAGAACAAGGAGGAGUUCUACAUUACGUUUGUAUAUGGUCAUAAUGAUCUUAACAAAAGGAUAGCAAUGUGGAUCAGGAGGUACUCUACCGCCAUGAGAGGAGCUUGGUGUGUCCUGGGAGAUUUCAAUGUUGUGUUGCAUAUAGAUGACAGAAUUGGGGGAAGCAGAGUUACUAGAGAGGAGACUAAAGAUUUUGAAGAAUGCCUUAGGGAUUGUGGAUUAGAGGAGGUCCCGUAUACUGGUUCAUACUACACAUGGUCGAAUAAGCAAGGACUAGGGGACAGAAUUUACUCUAAGCUAGACAGAGUAGUAAGCAAUGUAGAAUGGGUCACAAAGUUUGGAUCUAAAACAAUCAUUUUGGAGGAGGGGAUUUCAGAUCAUUGCCCUUUGAUCAUCCCUAAUAGCCAUUGCCAAAUUAAGAGGAAUGAAUUUAAAUAUUGUGAAAUGUGGAGACUUGACCCGAGUUUCCAAGCAAUCAUUAAGGAAGGUUGGUCUAAGCAAGUAGUGGGCAGACCAAUGUUUCAGAUUUUGCAGAAGCUUAAAUCAUUGAAAGCACCCCUGAGGAAGUUGAACAGAGACAAGUUCCAUCAGAUCAAUAAACAAGUGGAAGUUAUCGGGGUGGAACUUGAAGAAAUUCAAAAGCACCUUAAGGAUAACCUAGAGGACAGUGAACUGCUGCACAAGGAGAAACAACUCGCAAAGGAAUAUCACCUGAAAAUCAAAGCUGCACUCCUUUUGAGGAAACAACAAUCCAAGAUGGAGUGGAUUACUGAGGCUGACCAAGAUGACUUGAUAGUCAUAUGUAGAGCAGAUGAGAAGUCCAUUAAGUGUGUCAUGGAGUCCCUAGCCCACUUUAAAAAGACGAUAGGUCUAUCUAUCAAUCUUGGCAAAUCUCAGAUUGUAAUGGCAGGGAUCAAUCACAAAGAGAAGAAAAGGCUCAUUGAGAUGACUAAGAUAACAGAGGGUAAACUACCUUUCACAUACUUAGGCUGCCCUAUCACUACAAGUAAAAUGUCAAGUGCUGACUGUGAUUUGUUCAUUGAGAAGAUAACGUCAAGGAUAACAAGUUGGGCCACCAAACACCUAUCAUAUGCAGGAAGAUCUAGGUUGAUAAACUCAGUUCUGUUUGGAAUCAUUAAUUUCUGGUGUAGAAUUUUCAUUAUUCCUGGCAGGGUAAUGAAGAAGGUGCAAGCCUUAUGUAGAAACUAUCUAUGGGGAGCAGCUGAAAAGUAUAAAAGGGUCCCAUUGGUUAACUGGGAAGACACUUGCAAACCAAAAGGAAGUGGAGGGCUGGGGUUCAGAAACGUAAAUGUUUGGAAUAAAGCCUUGGUGAUGAAGCUGAACUGGGAUAUUGCAAACAAGAAGGAUAAUUUAUGGGUUAGGUGGAUUCAUAGUAGAUAUAUUAAGGGCACAAACUUCUGGGAUUAUACUCCAAAACAGGACACUUGCUAUUAUUGGAGGAGGAUGGUAAAAGUGAGGGCAGAAUUUGAGGGGAUGAGAAUUAAUGGGGAAUAUACACCAGAGGAAGGGUAUCAAUGGCUCCUAGGCCAACCCCCCAAAGCAGAAUGGGCUAGCGUGGUGUGGAAUAGACUAACGAUACCCAAACACCAAUUCAACAUGUGGCUAAUCCUGAAGAACAGACUUCAGACAAGACAGAGGCUAAGUAAGUUCAUCAAUGUUGAUACGAAGUGCCUGUUGUGUAAUAAUGGAGCAGAAGACAUCAACCAUUUAUUUUGGGAAUGCCCAUUCUCCAAGGAGCUGCACAGUAAGAUUAUGGUACCCAUGGGUUGUGUAAUUCAAGCUUCAAGUUUCCAAGAAUAUUGUGACAAGAUGAGGAGACAUGGAACCAUAAGGGAGAGAGGAAUUUGGAUAGCAGCAUGGGCAACAACUUGCUACUUCAUAUGGAAGGCUAGAAAUACUAAGUGGCACCUAAAGGAGGAUGUGAGGGUGGACGAGUGUGUCUCCUGUAUUAUGUUCAAUAUUAGAUGUUUCAUUAGUAGUAAACUGAAGAAGAGUAAUAUACUGUCCAGGUAGUAGAAUUAAGUAGGGAGGAGUAUUGAAGAUUGUAUGAUCUUAUUUUUGUGAUGAGUUAAUGAAUUGUGAAGUGGUUC
Molecule: messenger RNA, 2341 nt
Organism: Cuscuta campestris
Lineage: Eukaryota; Viridiplantae; Streptophyta; Magnoliopsida; Solanales; Convolvulaceae
Source: the annotation of a GenBank genome assembly